Argiope bruennichi is the source of this 5287-nucleotide messenger RNA. Its product is annotated as piwi-like protein Ago3. The record is from RefSeq and is a predicted model, not a curated record. Gene Ontology annotation, cellular component: P granule. The transcript is spliced from 2 exons. Gene Ontology annotation, molecular function: piRNA binding; protein binding. Lineage: Eukaryota; Metazoa; Arthropoda; Arachnida; Araneae; Araneidae. Bases 121 to 2817 code for a protein of 898 amino acids. Gene Ontology annotation, biological process: regulatory ncRNA-mediated gene silencing.
CAAUUUCAAAUUCGCAUCCAUUUUUCCAUACACUUCUUUUUGUAUUGUUCCAUGUGUUAUGAUGUAAAAUAUUUAGAGUACAACUUUUUAAUGUAGUUCAGUGGAUAUAGAUUUCAUGAAAUGGCUGAUAAAAACCCUUUAGAAUCUUUCGGGCGUGGUGGAAGAGGAGCAUUAUUGCUCGCUGCUCUUCAGAAUCAACCUCGUAGACCAGGUCAAUCUCCACCAUCAAGUGAAGAAUCUUCGCCGUCUACUACAGAUCCACCUGGUGAACUAAAACCUUUCGGAAGAGGAGCAUUAUUGCAAUCUUUAAUUCAAGCUAGAGGACGUGGAAUACCACAGACAUCUGUUCCAGAUCUCCCACGACCUGUUGGACGUGGUCGUGGCCUAGCCAGCAUUUUGUUAGAAACUGAUUCGAAAUCAAAGUCAGAAAGUCAUGCUACUUCCACAGAUAUUUCUGCAGGAUCUGAAUCAACAUCUGUUACACCUCCAACUUCUGAAUUCGAAAGGUUGGCAGUUGGAAACUAUAAAGGAACUUACGGAGAUUCUCUAAAUCUUGAAGUAAAUUAUGUAUAUUUGCGAACGUAUCAUGGAAAGGGUAUUUAUGAGUAUCAUGUGGAUUUUGAGCCACUAAUAGACAGCCGAAACAUGAAAUUUCGUCUGAUGAACGAUCCAGUUGUUAAGAAAAUAAUUGGGAAUGUGAAAACAUUUGAUGGUAUGAAAUUAUACCUGCCACUUAAACUUGCUGUUUCCCCUCAGAAAAUUGCUGUUACUCGACCUACCGAUAAAACUAUUGUUACUGUGGUGAUUAGACUAAUCAAAGAAAGCAGUCCAUCAGAUUGCUUGCAUCUUUAUAAUUUAUUGUUCCGAAAAGUGAUGAGAACUUUGAAGAUGAUCCAGGUUGGCCGAAAUUAUUUUAAUCCUAAAGGAGGAAUACCAGUUCCUCAGCACAGAUUAGAAAUUUGGCCUGGAUAUGUAACAGCUGUUCAGGAACAUGAAGGUGGAGUGAUGUUAAACUGUGAUUCUUCAUUCAGAGUUCUGCGAACUGUCACUGCUAGAGACUUAAUGCAGGAGGUUUCAUCCCAAUCGAGAGGUGGCAAUGUCCGAGAACAAAUAGUGAAGACUUUAAUUGACUGUGUAGUUCUUACUCGUUAUAAUAAUAAGACUUACAAGAUUGAUGACAUUAAUUGGGAAAUGAGUCCCAAGUCUACGUUCAAAUCAAGGGAUGGUCCUGAAAUAUCUUUCAUUGAUUAUUACAAAAGAUCUUAUGACAUACAGAUUAAUGAUCUUAACCAGCCUCUAUUGCUUAGUAAAAGUGAUAAAAAACGUUGUAGGGAAGGGGAGGAACCUCAGUUAAUUUGUUUGAUUCCAGAACUUUGUUUCAUGACUGGUCUCACUGAUACUAUGCGAAGCGAUUUUAAAGUCAUGAAGGACAUAGCAGCAUAUACUAGAGUGCAGCCUGAAAACAGACAGUUAGCACUGCAGAGAUUUGUUGAUAAUGUCAGAAAUUCUCCUGAAGCAAAACAGGUGUUUGAUAAUUGGAAUGUUGAAUUGGUUCCCAAUCCAGUAAGUUUAGAAGGUAGAAAUUUGCUGCAAGAAAAUUUAUACUUUGGAGGUGGAGUAAAGGUGCGUGCAAGCAUUGAAGCUGAUUGGGGAAGAGAUGUUACUGGGAAUAAUGUCCUUGUACCAGUUCAUUUUGUGAAGUGGGCAGUUGUUUUUCCUAAACGGGACUCCGGUAAAAUCCGUGAAUUUGUGAAAAUGUUGCGCAAUGUGUGUCCUAAAAUGGGCAUUGAUGUUAAAGAACCCCAGUAUGUAGAGAUUCAUAAUGACAGGACUGAAACCUACUGCGAGGCAAUUAAAGACAUAAUCAAUCCUACUCUCCAAAUCGUUGUUGCAAUUUUUCCAACACCAAGAGAUGAUCGUUACAGUGCAGUAAAAAAAUUGUGCUGUAUUGAAAUGCCUGUGCCAUCACAAGUCAUAAAUUUAAGGACAAUAAGUGAUGCAAGAAAGCUGCGUAGUGUUGUUCAAAAAAUUGCUCUUCAAAUGAACUGCAAGUUGGGAGGAGAACUUUGGUCAGUUCACAUUCCCUUGAAUGACUUGAUGGUGUGUGGUAUGGAUGCUUAUCAUGACAACGCCAGAGGCCGAAGAUCUGUUCUUGCAUUUGUUGCUAGUAUAAAUCAGAAUCGUACUCGCUGGUUCAGCAUGACAACAAUGCAGAGGCCUGGUCAAGAAUUUGCUGACUCUCUAAAAAUGCUGUUUAUAUCUGCUUUACGCAAACACUUUGAAGUUAAUCAUCGCUUACCAGAAAAAAUUAUUCUGUUUAGAGAUGGUGUCAGUGAUGGACAGCUAGAUGUUGUAUCAAAAUAUGAAGCUGAACAACUUAAAUCAUGUUUCCCCCACUUCUCUGCUGACUAUGCUCCAUCUCUUACUGUAGUUGUAGUACAGAAGAGAAUCAAUACCAGGAUCUAUACUGUUGAACAUGAGAAUAAUCGAAAAAUUUUGAAAAAUCCACUGCCUGGUACAAUUCUUGAUCAUAGUAUCACUAGGAAGAAGUGGUAUGACUUUUUCCUGGUUUCCCAACAUGUCAGGCAGGGAACUGUAACACCAACUCACUAUAUAGUUGUUUAUGACUCCAGUAAUAUUAAACCAGAUCAUAUGCAACGUAUUACUUAUAAAAUGACCCAUCUAUACUAUAACUGGCCUGGUACUGUAAGAGUUCCUGCUCCCUGCCAAUAUGCUCACAAACUUGCAUAUCUUGUUGGCCAAAACUUACAUAAGGAAACUCAUUCUGAUCUGAAUGAUAGGUUAUUUUAUUUGUAGAUAUUUGUUUUAUCUACAUCUUUUAAUUCCAUCUACAUAUGCACAAUUCAUUGUCAUGCUUUCAUUCAAAAUAAACAUUUUUAAUGUUUUGUAUGUGCUUUCGUGGAGUAACGAAGGAACCAGUACAGUACAAAUUUUGCCACAGAACUGAAUAAUAAUAUUUAAUUGUCAAUUCUCUAAAGCGUUUUUAAAUUUUGUAUUGCAAAGUAAAAUUAUUCUGUACAUAUUUUCCAGUUGAUUUAAAAUUAGUCAUUUAAGAAGCUUUAUUAGUUAUGCUUACUGAAAAUUAUAAUUAAAAAUGAACAGUGAUUAAACUAAAAUUGAUAUAUUUGUUAUCAGACAGAUAUUGAUAUUAUGGCAUUGAAUUUAUGUCAUGUUAUUAACAUGUCAAAUAACCGUCCAUUUGAGUUUUCUGCAUUUCUUAGUAAAUUGGUUUUUGAGAUCAUGAUUGGAAUUGAUUAUUUGCUAGUUAAGCAAAUAUAAGUUUUAUUAGUGUUAGAAUAUCCAAAAAGGUUGCUGCUUAUGAAACUUUCACAAAACCUGGCAAUUUCAGAUGCUAUUGCAAAGCAAUUCUAAUGUUUAUAAUUUUGUAUGGAAAAGUUAAAAGAACAGUUUUGAAUGACAACUGAAAUAUUUGAAAUGAAUAAUUUAUUGGACCUUUUAGUAGGAGGACAAGAAAUAGGAUGAAUCAUGAGAACUGUAAUAAGGAAGUUUUUAGUUUGCUCUUAACUGUUAGUUAAAGCACCAAUUGUUAAAUACCAAAGAAGUAUCAACUGAGUUUGUUGAGAAAUUUAAGAGUAAUUAACUUGCUGAAAAAUUAGUAGAUACUGAAAUGUAUCUACUAAUUUCUUGUUUAAUAUACUUAAACUCAGAUCAAAUUCUAAUAAAAAUGUAUUAAGCAAUGCCAGGAAGAUAAAAUAUAUGCAAAUUACAAAUUAAAUUUGUAUUUUAUAUGUUUGUGAAGAUAUGUAACUUGAUGUUAUCUUUGUACUGCAUCUACAUAAAGGUUAUCAUAUUUGUAUGUUUAAUGCUAAUCGAGUGUAGCAGUUCUCAUUUUAUUUAUUUAUUUUUUGAGGUAUUGAAAUUUUUACAGCAGAUGAAAUUUAGUAUCUUUUUGUAUCUGACCAAAUUUCAAAAUUGUGAUGUCUGUCUCCAGCUAUCCUAGUGUGGUCUUGAAAUAGGAUGUUUAAUGUGACAGACUUCAAAGGUUAUAUUUGUUUAGUAUCGUGUAUUCUAUAAUAUGAAUAUAGCAACAUUUGAAUUUUUGAUUCCUUCUGCAAAAACUUUGAUCAUUAUAUGAGCCAUGGAAAUAUAUUCCAAAAAGAUUACUUUGUUUGAAAACUUUUUAAAAAAAUUUCUGUUUAGAUAUUUUUUUGUUGAUAUCCAAAAUUUGGGAUAAUUCAAGAUUACAAAAUGCAAAUCUCAAAUUAUUUGGAAUGAAGUUAUUUGUCGCAUUUGAGUUUGUCCUCAAGGCUGUUUUUAAUUAUUUGCAUUUCUUUGUUCUUGUGUUGUUUUUUGAUUGAUAAGAUAAUAUCAAAUUUGUUUUAUUGUUUUUUAUAUCUUAGAUUAAAGAAGAAUAACAUUAACUUCAUAAGUUCAGAUUUAUAUCCAUGUUCUGAUAUCUUAGUAUAUGUCCUUGUUUUAUACAAAAGUCAUCAUACUCAGGUAUGCAUGUUUGUGUUCUUUUUACUUAUUUCUUUUGUUAACUUGUAACCAGUUGAAUGAUCAUUUGGAAUUAUAAAGUGAUGAUGCUAUAAAAUAGGCAGUUCUUUUUUGAAAUGACAAAAAUAGGAUCUGCUUUUCAGUAUUAUUUCUUAAAAUUCCGCCGGAAGGUAAAUAUUUUCAUUAUAUAUGAAAUAUACCAACAGCAUGUGAACACAAUAUUAAUUUAUAGUAUAGUAGGAAUAAAUACUGCUGAACAUAUUCUCUCAAAAUGAACAUUUUUGGCUGUGAUAUGUAGAUAAUUUCUCUCUCUUUUUAGUUGCUUUGAUAUUUUAGUGUACCUGCAUAUAGCUCUUUUAUAUUUUGUAAAUGGUGUACUUCAAAUUCUCUGGUUACAAGUUAAAUAAAUGUUUUGUUUAAAUAAGUUCAUUUGUUAUUUGUGUAUUGCAUUAUAAUGCAGAAAGAUACUGCUUUUCUUCUGUAUUUUUAUGUUAAAUUUUGAAAUGUGAUCUCAUUAAUGGUAACUUUCUUUCAUUCAUAUGUAUAAUAUUGCUUGGAAGGAUGAGUUGUUUCAACUCUACUUCAUUUUAAAAUAAAAGCACCGAUUAUCUUUUGUUCCAGUAUAGAUCUAGAUAUAUUUUCAACUCUGUGUGUAGUGCAUUUCAUGCCGAUUUUAUAGGCCAUUCCAUGAAAAUGCUUUAAAGUUCACUUGUAAAAUACUCACUAAAUGAAACGAUCUGUUUCAUUGAAUGUAUAUAAGUUGUUAUCCAAUUCUACUUUUGUGUAUGAAUGUAUCUAGAUUUUUAUU